Molecule: messenger RNA, 1581 nt
Organism: Piliocolobus tephrosceles (Ugandan red Colobus)
Lineage: Eukaryota; Metazoa; Chordata; Mammalia; Primates; Cercopithecidae
Gene: BMP10
Product: bone morphogenetic protein 10
Exons: 2
Coding region: 160-1434 (424 amino acids)
Biological process (GO): BMP signaling pathway
Cellular component (GO): extracellular region
Molecular function (GO): cytokine activity; growth factor activity
Source: RefSeq, a predicted model, not a curated record
GGGGAGAGGAAGAGUGGUAGGGGGAGGGAGAGAGAGAGGAAGAGUUUCCAAACUUGUCUCCAGUGACAGGAGACAUUUACGCUCCACAAGAUAAAACUGCCACUUAGAGCCCAGGAGAGCUAAACCUUCCUGGCUUGGCCUAGGGGCUCGAGCGGAGUCAUGGGCUCUCUGGUCCUGACACUGUGCGCUCUUUUCUGCCUGGCAGCUCACUUGGUUUCUGGCAGCCCCAUCAUGAGCCUAGAGCAGUCUCCUCUGGAAGAAGAUAUGCCCCUUUUUGAUGAUGUUUUCUCAGAGCAAGAUGGUGUCGACUUUAACACACUGCUCCAGAGCAUGAAGGAUGAGUUUCUCAAGACACUAAACCUCUCUGACAUCCCCACGCAGGAUUCAGCCAAGGUGGACCCACCAGAGUACAUGUUGGAACUCUACAACAAAUUUGCAACAGAUCGGACGUCCAUGCCCUCUGCCAACAUCAUUAGGAGUUUCAAGAAUGAAGAUCUGUUUUCCCAGCCAGUCAGUUUUAACGGACUCCGAAAAUACCCCCUCCUCUUCAAUGUGUCCAUUCCUCACCAUGAAGAGGUCAUCAUGGCUGAACUUAGGCUGUACACACUGGUGCAAAGGGAUCGUAUGAUAUACGAUGGAGUCGACCGGAAAAUUACCAUUUUUGAAGUGCUGGAGAGCAAAGGGGAUAAUGAGGGAGAAAGAAACAUGCUGGUCUUGGUGUCAGGGGAGAUCUAUGGCACCAACAGUGAGUGGGAGACUUUUGAUGUCACAGAUGCCAUCAGACAUUGGCAAAAGUCAGGCUCAUCCACCCACCAGCUGGAGGUUCACAUUGAGAGCAAACACGAUGAAGCUGAGGCUGCCAGCAGUGGACGACUGGAAAUAGACAUCAGUGCCCAGAAUAAGCAUAAUCCUUUGCUCAUAGUGUUUUCUGAUGACCAAAGCAGUGACAAGGAGAGGAAGGAGGAACUAAAUGAAAUGAUUUCCCAUGAGCAACUUCCAGAGCUAGACAACGUGGGCCUGGAUGGCUUUUCCGGUGGACCUGGGGAAGAGGCUUUGUUGCAGAUGAGAUCAAACAUCAUCUACGACUCCACUGCCCGAAUCAGAAGGAAUGCCAAAGGAAACUACUGUAAGAGGACCCCGCUCUACAUCGACUUCAAGGAGAUUGGGUGGGACUCCUGGAUCAUCGCUCCGCCUGGAUACGAAGCCUAUGAAUGUCGUGGUGUUUGUAACUAUCCCCUGGCAGAACAUCUCACACCCACAAAGCAUGCAAUUAUCCAGGCCUUGGUCCACCUCAAGAAUUCCCAGAAAGCUUCCAAAGCCUGCUGUGUGCCCACAAAGCUAGAGCCCAUCUCCAUCCUCUAUUUAGACAAAGGUGUCGUCACCUACAAGUUUAAAUACGAAGGCAUGGCCGUCUCCGAAUGUGGCUGUAGAUAGAAGAGUCCUGUGGCUUAUUUAAUAACUGUAAAUGUGUAUAUUUGGUGUUCCUAUUUAAUGAGAUUAUUUAAUAAGGGUGUACAGUAAUAGAGGCUUGCUGCCUUCAGGAAAUGGACAGGUCGGUUUGUUGUAGGAAAUGCAUAUUUU